This is a messenger RNA of Naegleria lovaniensis, 408 nucleotides long. RefSeq lists its product as uncharacterized. The record is from RefSeq and is a predicted model, not a curated record. The transcript has a single exon. Lineage: Eukaryota; Heterolobosea; Eutetramitea; Acrasida; Naegleriidae. Bases 1 to 408 code for a protein of 135 amino acids.
AUGGUUGCACCUAACAUCAAGAACAACAUUCAAGCUAUGCAACAAAUGGUUUAUGCUUUAUGUUUCUCUUCAGAGACUAAAAAUCCUGAUGGAGUGUUGAUGGAUGAAGAGGAUAUCUUUGUGAUAUGUCGUUUGAAUGAUGGAACUUUGUAUCUGUAUGAACAGUUGAAGUCUAAUUUCGUUCCAGACCUUUGUUUUCUCUUCGGAACGCUGCUUGGUUUGGCUAAUCGGACCCCAUGUAAUGAAAAAAUUGUUAAAGACGUUGAUAUAGCCCUCCCUGUUAGAUAUUUGUUAACCAUUGAACCGCUUCUUAAAAAACUUGGAAAGAAAGGGGUCAAUGCCAUGUACAAUAAGGCAGUCAGACGUAGAUAUCAUGAGCUAAACGAGAAAGAAGAACAAUCUCGGUAG